GACGACUGCUGGCUCCCAAUCCUCUUCUCUCCUCGAGUUCCGGCUUUUUCGGAUCGCACUACUAACCCUACCAUUUUACAGCAAAUCGCAUAGUCGCUUCGUUAUUGUGAGGACUCGUUAAUCCCAUCCCAUCCUCUGUCCGCCUCUGCCCUCACUAGUUAGCGCAAUGCGAUUCCUUACGCCAUGGAGCCUGUUCUUGUCGUCGCUGACGGUCUGUACUGCGGAGCCGAUCGCAAAGCCAGAAGCUAUACCGCAACAGUACACAAAUAAUGCACCUUUCUCUGGCGCCGUGUAUAUUGUGAAUCCAGAGGGACAGCAAGUUGUCGCACAAGAUCAGAAUUUGUGUCCAUCGUCCGCCUCAGUAAGCUGUAGUAAUGUCGACCACCCUAGUUGGUGUUGCCCGUCAAAUUACCAAUGCGCCGUUCCCGCCAACUCCAACGGAUUGAUUGGCUGUUGUCCAAACGGAAAUCAGUGUGGAGGAGUCGUCAACGUUGCGCAAAUCACUACUGUGACGGUAUAUCCUCAGCAGCAAACAGUCUACGCUGUGCCACCUCAGACCACGGUGUACCACCAGCCAAACCCUGCCCAAGGUGGCUUCUGCGCCACCGUCACUAUGAAUGGGCCCGACCUACCAAGAGCUGGACAGGGAUCAUGUGGCACAAUCUUGAUCGUUGCGGGAGCCCCAAGCUUGAAGGUGCUGAGCGCGGGUGCGGGCAUCGUUGCAUUCUUUAUGCAUUUUGCGUUAGGGAGAAUGUUCAACGGAGCAUAAUCAGAUAGACAGUAACCGCGAUUACGAUUUUACGAAUUACGAAUACAUGUACUUCGAU
This is a messenger RNA of Bipolaris maydis ATCC 48331, 827 nucleotides long. RefSeq lists its product as uncharacterized. Lineage: Eukaryota; Fungi; Ascomycota; Dothideomycetes; Pleosporales; Pleosporaceae. The record is from RefSeq and is a predicted model, not a curated record.